Molecule: messenger RNA, 1788 nt
Organism: Fusarium keratoplasticum
Lineage: Eukaryota; Fungi; Ascomycota; Sordariomycetes; Hypocreales; Nectriaceae
Product: PPM-type phosphatase domain-containing protein
Exons: 3
Coding region: 1-1788 (595 amino acids)
Biological process (GO): protein dephosphorylation
Molecular function (GO): protein serine/threonine phosphatase activity
Source: RefSeq, a predicted model, not a curated record
AUGAAUCGAGUCGCCGUUCGAGCAAUUCGGACGACGUCUCUCUCUGCCGUCCGCACCCUCUCCCAUACGCCGCGCCGAGGCUUCUCCAUCUCGUCGCUCUCGCUCGCCCAGGCCAGGUCCACCGCCAGCGCCCACGCUCGUCGCGCCCGUCGCAACCCAGCAAAUACCACGCCGUUGAGGUCCUCCAUGUACUUCCGCCGUCUGCCCCUCGCUCUCGUAUCCAGUCUCGUCGUUGGGUACGGUGCAUGGUACUCCUACAACGGCUCUAACACUGCACCAAGUUCGGCCACCGUCUCCAGGAACGUCCUCACUUCGACUCAGACAGCUGAUGCGCUGCCCACCCGAACCGUUCUCGUAGUGGGCGCCGACGAGCUCCGACAGGGUACUAUUGUUGGCGAGGGUCCUAUUUCCAAGGCCACCCGUGACGACGGUCGUCGCAUCGUCGAGAUGCUCACCCCGGAGCAGGCCACCGAUAAGCUGCGACGUCUUGAGCAGUCCUUCUCUGUCAACCGUGGUCACGGUGUCACCCGCUACGACGUGGUUCAGCUACCCAGCAACGACCCUAUUGAGGACGACCAUGCCGAGAAGAUCGUGGAGGUUCCCAACAGGUCCGCAGGUCCUGAGACUGACAGCAGUGACUGGAUGUUCUGGGGUGUCUUUGAUGGUCACUCAGGAUGGACUACGUCGGCGACUCUGAGAGAAAGCCUGAUCAACUAUGUUGCGCGGGAGCUCAAUGACACGUAUAAGAAGGCUGCUGGAGACCUUCCCUCGGAGGAUGCUGUUAGCCUGGCCAUCAAGACUGGUUUCACCCGCCUGGAUAACGAGAUCGUUCACAAGAGCGUCGAGAAAGUUUUCAAGGCUAGUUCCAAGACCGUCGCCGCUGAAUUAUUGCAACCUGCACUGUCCGGAUCGUGCGCCUUGCUUUCGUUCUACGACAGCCGCAGCAACCUUCUUCGGGUUGCUUGCACUGGUGAUUCCCGAGCCGUCUUGGGUCGUCGGUCAGAUAAUGGAAAGUGGACUGCCACGGCUCUGUCGGAGGACCAGACCGGCAGCAACCCCGAAGAGGUUGCUCGCAUGCGCAAGGAGCACCCUGGAGAGGAAAACGUGAUCCGCAAUGGCCGUGUCCUCGGUGGCCUUGAGCCCUCGCGUGCCUUUGGUGAUGCCGUCUACAAGUGGAGCAGAGAUGUGGCCUGGAAGUUGCGUGAGAACUUCUUUGGACGUAGUCCGUCGCCUCUUCUGAAGACUCCCCCUUAUGUCACGGCCGAGCCUAUCGUCACCACCACCAAGGUUAAUCCCGAAAAGGGCGACUUCCUCGUCUUGGCCACCGAUGGUCUCUGGGAGAUGCUGACCAACGAGGAGGUUGUUGGUCUUGUGGGCAAGUGGAUUGAGACCCAGGGACAGUCUUCAUCCAACACUCAGUUCGACGCUGCUUGGAACAAGAUCUUUGGCUCAUCAAAGGCCCCGCUACCCGUUGAGGAGAGCAAGACCGCAGGCCCCGACGGAAACAAGACGCCGAUACGCCUCCAGCAGUGGGGUAUCGACCCUGAUGCCAAGGAUCGGUUUGUGGUCAAGGACAAGAACGUGGCAACGCAUCUUAUCAGGAAUGCCCUUGGCGGUACCAACGAUGAGCAGGUCUGUGCCUUGCUCACAUUGCCUUCUCCUUUCUCACGACGAUAUCGUGACGACCUGACUGUUCAGGUCAUCUUCUUUGGCCACGGCGAGAAGACGGGCGAGGUUACCGUGAACCUGGACGCAUCUACUGGCGAGAGUAUGCGAGCGAAGUUGUAG